Messenger RNA from Folsomia candida, 2418 nucleotides. Its product is annotated as ATP-binding cassette sub-family A member 3-like. Lineage: Eukaryota; Metazoa; Arthropoda; Collembola; Entomobryomorpha; Isotomidae. Gene Ontology annotation, molecular function: ATP hydrolysis activity; ATP binding; lipid carrier activity. Bases 235 to 1467 code for a protein of 410 amino acids. Gene Ontology annotation, cellular component: intracellular membrane-bounded organelle; membrane. The record is from RefSeq and is a predicted model, not a curated record. The transcript has 10 exons. Gene Ontology annotation, biological process: transmembrane transport; lipid transport.
CAAGCUUUGGGUUUGCACUCUGUCUCAGCAAUUUCCUCACCAUUGCAUUGGACAACAAUCGUUGCGUCUAUUUCCCCAGCGAUGGGGAAAGUCUGAUCUGCGUUCGUGGCAUGCGCAAAAAAUAUUGGAACCCAGGGGAAACACACUGUUGCAAAGAUUGUUCCAUUUAUCCUGAAGCAAAAUGUCUAAGUAAAUCGUAAACCUUAUCUGGCCUGGACGACGACGAAGAUAGAGAUGAUAAUGGAGAAUAAAACAAGGGAAGUAGUUCAUAUAGCAGGAUUGGGACAGGAGUUGUUCUACCUUUUGCUUGUGACCGGCAUCUACGAGGUAAUUCUCCUCCUCGUUGAGGUCGUGUUAUUGCCAAUGAGAAAAGAGUGCAUGGAGCUGGGGGGAACAUGUCAACCUCCAGGACAAAUCGAUCCUGACGUACAGGAAGAGAAUACCAGGGUGAAAGAACUCGUCAGAACACGGGCCACGUACCAAGACGCUCUCGUGGUGGAGAACUUUGCCAAAAUGUACGGAAACUUUACUGCAGUGGCGGACGUUAGCUUUGGCGUCCAUCACGGCGAAUGUUUCGGUUUGUUGGGUGUCAAUGGAGCAGGCAAAACGACGACGUUCCGCAUGCUCACGGGGGACGAAAGAAAGACAAGUGGUAACGCUUACAUUUCAGGUAGUAACUUGGCAAAUUCAGGCCGAGAGUUUUACUCCCGGAUCGGGUACUGUCCCCAAUUUGACGGCAUUAUCGGGGUCCUCAGUGGACUCGAGAUGGUCUCUCUUUUCGCCCGCUUGAGAGGGGUCAAACAGGUCAAGAAAGAGUGUGCCGAGUGGAUGGACCGAGUAGGGCUGAGCGAUAGUAAGGACGUUCAGUGUCGAAACUACUCGGGAGGAAUGAAGCGGCGACUGAGUGCGGCUAUGGCGUUGGUUGGAGACCCUGACAUCGUUUUACUCGACGAACCGACAAGCGGCGUUGAUCCCGUGAGUCGGAGAGAAUUCUGGAAAAUUAUCAUGGCCACGAAAGCCUCUGGAAGAGCUAUCAUUCUCACAUCGCACAGCAUGGACGAAAUUGAGGCGUGCUGCUCCAGGUUAGGUAUCAUGGUCAACGGUCGUCUCCAAUGUCUCGGAGGCGUGCAAUAUCUAAAAUCCAAGUUCGCCCAGGGCUUCACCUUAUCCAUCACCUUGACUCAAGAAGCACUCACGCUUAACGAAGAGAUAGAUGGGCUAAAUCUCGAAAUUUUGGAAAAGUUCGAUCCUUGCAUGCUCAAAGAUAGACAUGCGACGGCAUUGGAGUACCACAUACAAAACGCGACUCUCCUUUGGGACGUUCUGUUUGGCAAGAUGGAGGAGGUGAAGGUCAAGUACGAAAAGCUCAUCGCGGAGUACUCCAUCACGGAAACAACUUUGGAGCAGGUUUUCAUCACUCUUGCGCGAAUGCAGCGUCCAGGUCGAGACGUGGCGCCCAGUGUGUGAUAUAAGUGCUGAUGAUGCCUAGGCUCGAAACUAUUUAGUACAUACUAACGCAAAAUAAUUUGAGAUGAUGGGAUACCAAAAACUUACAGUAUGUGAUGAAAACAAUUGGAUGUUUGAGACAAAAAAAAGUUGUUGAACAGAUUCAACUUUAGCCUGUUUAUUGCAAUUCUAAUUUGCAAAAUUUACAUGACACACAGCUUAUUCAAUAAAAAUAAAACACAGCCUGCUAAAAUGGCACAAAUACAAAUAAGCAUGCAGACUAGGAAAGAAUUGUUUUCCCUCUUUUCUUGUUCCACCGCCCACAAAUUUUUGCAAACAUAAUAAUUUUCAUCUCGUAAUCUUGAAUACAUUCCGACAACUCCCCCGACUGUCGACCCCCGAAUUCUCAUUCGCCGAAUUCUACAUCCGAACUCUACCUUCAAACUCGGCCUCCCAGGGCGAAGAUUCAAAUCCAUUUAGAAAGUCAUCGUAAGCUAUUUUCAGCCAGAUGGGCGUUAAUCUUCUCCGGGACUAAGUGACCUAGCUUAUCGGCAAGAUGUGAUGACGCUGAGGAAUCUGGGAAAAUGUUACACACACAGAAUUCUCCAGGAAUCGAAGCACUCUCACAGGUCCGGUUUUCCGGUGUGUCACUUUUAAAGAAGGAAUGACCACGGCGAGCAGUACGAGGAGACGAUGCUAACGAUGGAUCAAUCAUGUUAAGAAGGUGGGCCAGGCUUGCAUAAAUGUCAAAGGGUGUCGUCAGCCGAGCCGAGUUUGUCUCAACCGAGGAAUGCCAUUCAGGGAAGCGUGCCUUCAAACUGACAGGCAGUCGGAGGAAGAAGAAUGGGAGGGAAUCUUCGUAUUGACCGUGAAAUGUUUGACGAAAGGGUCCGAAGCUAUUUCCGUGGUUCGAGAUGAAAAAUAUUAUGGCGUCCCUACCCACGCGUGAGGAGAUAAUGUUAUCGAGGAAGG